GUAUUCAAGGUUGCGGUGAUCGGUGAUGAUCUCGAAGGGUUCGGGCAGCCCCUCGAGGAAGUGCCGCCAGUCCUCCAGUCCUCUCACGAUGGCCAGCAGUUCUCGGUCGUAGAUCUCGUAGUUUCGCUCUGCCUCCGUCAUGGAUUCCGACCGGAAUGCGACUGGGUGCCAGAGUCCGUCCUCGAGCUUCUGCAGAAGGACCCCUCCGGUGGCGUAUCCCGAGGCGUCUACCUCGACUCGCGUAGGGCGGUCUGGUUCCCAGGUCACCAGCACCGGCUCCGUGGUGAAGGCUUCUUUGAGGGUGUCAAACGCCGUUCGCUGCCGCAGUCCCCAUUCCCAGGUGACGUCCUUCUUGGUGAGGUCGUGGAGCGGUCGUGUGAUCUUAGCGAAGUCCUUGAUGAAGCGACGGUAGAAGUUGGCAAACCCGAUGAAUCCGCGGACCUCCCGUAG
Molecule: messenger RNA, 450 nt
Organism: Trametes versicolor FP-101664 SS1
Lineage: Eukaryota; Fungi; Basidiomycota; Agaricomycetes; Polyporales; Polyporaceae
Exons: 1
Source: RefSeq, a predicted model, not a curated record